Molecule: messenger RNA, 3411 nt
Organism: Coffea arabica (coffee)
Lineage: Eukaryota; Viridiplantae; Streptophyta; Magnoliopsida; Gentianales; Rubiaceae
Source: RefSeq, a predicted model, not a curated record
AAGCUUCUCCUGUACUCUUCCUUUCACUCUCUUUCAUAAGCUAAAAAACGACGUCGUACGUGCUUCUUCCUCGGGCUCAAGAUUUGGUAGAUGGAUGGGAAUUUGCAGAAGUCACCACAAUUAGGGUCUACUGAUGACAGCAUGGAGUUCAAGUAUAUAUCAGGGCUCAGUACUAUUCUGGUUGCCACAAUUCAGGAAGCUAAAGAUAGGAUUUCCCAGAUUGAAUAUGUAUUUUGCAGUCAAAUUUAUCCGCAUUUUCAGGCAAAAUCUAAGACCCUUCAGAGGUUGUAUUCUGAAGCCAGAGAAUCUGCGGAAAAUGCUUGCAAAGAGAGAGAAAAAGAUCUGCUACUUCAAAUUGGAAAGCUUCAGCUCGAAAAGCAACAGUUUUGUGCUGAAAUCAGCUCUCUGAAGUUGGAGAGGGAAGAAUUUGCUAGUAUUGGCUUGUCUCCAGAUAGUAUUCGCAGUCUCCAAGAAGACCUGCAACAGAAGACUAAAGAAGUAGGCGCAUUGCAGGUAGAAGUGAAACAGUGGCAUGAUAUGUAUAAUGUCGCAGAGAAGCUGGUGGAAGACAGAGACAAGGAGCUGAAAGAACUUGAUGACAAACAUUGGAAGCUAUUUACAGAGCACACAUAUCUGGAGAGGGAAGUCAAGGGAUUGAAAUCAGAGCUAGCAAACAAGACUAGGGAAUUUGAUGCUGCAAUGGGAUUACAGCUUACACUUCUCCAAAUGGUUCGAUCAAAUACUUCCCUAAUGAUGGAUAAAGAAGAGGAACAGUUGACAGAUCACCAAGGAGAUGCAGAUUUAAUUAUUAGAAGAUUUGGGAUUAUGAAUGGGAAGAUUGACGAGCUUCAGGAGGAACUGAGAAAAAAGAAUGAGGAAAUUGAAAAGGGAAGAAAAGUGCGGGAGAAUCUCCUGAAAAAGGUCGAAUCACAGGCCUCGGAAAUAAUGGAGCAUGAGCAGCAAUUGAACGAAUAUGAGAAGGAGAAAAGGCUACUCGCCACAAGACUAGUAAAUUUACAGAAUGAUAUAAAUUUUCUAGAGAAGGAGAUAGGAAAGAAAAAUGAUGAAGUGGAAGAAGGAAGAAUUUUGCAAGAACAGCUGAUGCAGCAGAUUGAUUCAUACAAUUUUGAAAAGUUGAAAAUACAGAAGGAUUUUGAAGAGCUUGUGAAGGAGAAGCGACAGCUUCUGGAGAAACUAGGAAGAGGCCCAGAAGAGAAGGUUGAUAUGCAUCAACCCAAUCUGCAAGAGGGAAGCCAGGGGUCCUCAGAAGAAAUGGAAUUACACGGGAAGUUACUUCAGCAGAUUGAAGCAAAAGACUCCCAGUUAAUGUCUGAAAAGCAGAAACGAAAGGAAGUCAUUGUUGCUUAUAAGAAUCUCAAAUCUCAGUACAACUUUUUGUGUUCAAAGUAUGGUCUUACUACAGAAAAUGCGCUGCCCCAAAAUAGAAUGGAAGAUCAGAGUGACACCUUGGGGCUGAAUCAUAGCCCAUUAACUUCGGUUGAUGUCAACAAAGGUCCAAAUGCCUCUGGUGUUAGUGGUGAAGCAGAAAGAAGGAAAGGUGAGGGAGAAGAGUUGAAGAAUGACAAGGAAGUCCAGUUAAAUCAAAGAUCAAACUCUGUCUCCCCUUCUAGGUCAAGAACUUCUAUCCAACCAAAAACCUUUGCCAGUGUAAAAUCUUGCCCACCAGCUGGAACAAAACGUCCUGUGUCUUAUUGGAGAAAUACGAGGUCUAACCAGAGUAAACUUGGACCUGAUCUCCAUGAUGAUUUUCUUGAUACCCCCUUGGAGAAAAUUAGAGGAGACUUAGGCAAUGCCAUUAAGGAUCAAAUUUGUAAUCCUCCACAACCAGCUCAAAAAGACAUAGAAUUCAACAGCUCUGAUGACGAGACAGAAGACAUGAAUGUUGACCGUGAAAAGUGUCAAACCUCACCUCGGAGGCCUGGAACAUCAAAUUUCAAGUUUGUGGAACCAGUAAGAAAGAAAACUGUGAGGGAAAACCUGAAAGGAAUUGAAUGCAAGCAAUGCAAAAAGUUCUAUGAUGCUGUUCUUCCCAAUGAAUGUAAGGAGGGGAAUGGCAAUGGACAAAACAUGCGGUGUGAGCAUCAUGAUGGAGUUUCAAGACAUCGUUACAGCAGAUGAAUUUAGUUGUAAACUCGGGGGCUGCUGUGCGGGACAAAUCCUCCUCCUCCGGCUCUACCAGGUGGCUUUGGGAUGUAAUCAAUUGGUGGGCUGAGCAGAGAGUAAUAUGGCAUUGAAGGCGGUGGCGGGCUUGGAACAAAUACAGAUGGAUUGUGAUUCAAGGGAGCUCAACGGAAUGGAAUGAAAAGAAUGGAAAGUGAUUUCAGCCAUAGAGAUCCACUAACUGCGACCGCCUCAAAGUUUCAAUGGAUAGUUUAAAGGAUCUGGCAAAAGCAUCAAAAGACUCUUUUGCGCUGUUGGCAUUUUGCAAUCUUUCUGGGUGAGAGAACAAGAAACAAGAAUCCAUUUUUCACAAAACCAGCAAACAAAAAAAAAAAAAAACGUACAGAUGGUAGAGGGAGAAAAGGAAGCCAGGAAAGUUUCUCUGCUUUUUCUUCCAAAAUUCUCUCUGCCAUUGGAAAGCUUUUUGAGUACUUUUUCUGCUUCUAAAUUUGUACUUUCUUUCUACGUAGCACUGGAAAAAAAAGUCCUCUUUUUUUUAAAGUAUUUCUUGCAAAACCGUUUCCUUCUUUUUUUGAGCUCUUUUGCGGAAUAGUUAAGGUUUCUGUUAGCAAUUGGAUCGGGUCAGGCUAAUUUCCCGGGGCUGGACUAGUGCAAUUCGGAACUUGGAAAUGGACUCAAUGGAGGCAACUUCAGCUUCAGCUUCUGCUUCUGCUGUAGCUGCGACUCUAGGUUCGGAUAAUGGUUUGGGAGGGCUGUUAUCGGCUGUGAUGCCAGCGGACAUGGGCUCGAUUGAGGUGGAUGCGGUGACGGAGGCCGAGUUGAAGGAGAAUUUGUUUUCAGUUGAAUGGUGGCUGUGGUAAUUGGUAGCUGUUCUACUGUUGUCGAAGGAAAAAAUGGAGAUUUGGAGAAGAUGAUAAGUUUUGAAACAAGGUUAAUAUAGGAAUUUCAUAUUUUCCGUCAAAUUAGACGAUUUCCGUUCAAUGCCCAAAUUAGUCCAAACUAUGAUGGGGUACUUUGGGGGUUUUUAAACAAUGAGGAAGUUUUAUGAUAAUAACCUAAACCACAAAUUAGUCCAAACUAUGAUGGGGUACUUUGGAGGUUUUUAAACAAUGAGGAAGUUUUAUGAUAAUAACCUAAACCACAAGGGAGUUUAGUGUAUUUUAUAUUGAUUCUCGUACAGAAGUUCGCACGCAUUUUACACUUGCAUGCAACCGAUGCACUCUUAUAAACAAUGCACAAUUGAGAUUACAUACUUUAAAAAAAAAAAAA